Aphis gossypii (cotton aphid) is the source of this 2179-nucleotide messenger RNA. Its product is annotated as enoyl-CoA delta isomerase 2-like. The transcript has 7 exons. The record is from RefSeq and is a predicted model, not a curated record. NCBI's taxonomy places the organism in Eukaryota, Metazoa, Arthropoda, Insecta, Hemiptera, Aphididae. Bases 285 to 1055 code for a protein of 256 amino acids.
UUAAUAAUUAUCUAUAUAAUAUCUUAACCAGACCUGUAGGUUCACUAUAUAGGUUCAAGGUUGUAAGAAUGUCCCUAAAGAGUUAAGUUAUGGGCAUUAUGACUUUAUAAGUGUUAUGACAUAUUAGUGUUUUCUAAUAUUUAUUUAAAGACUUUUUACGUCUCAUUGACUCAGUAAAUAAUGACCUCACGUUGAGAACUACUGGUGAUUAGUGAAUAUAGAAUAAUAUGUAGGUUAUUUAAAUACCAAACUGGUGAUGGUGAAAGUAAAUUGUAAGAGUCAGGAUGUCUUCAAUAUUAGUUAAUUACGAGGGGUCAGUUCAGAUUAUUUCAUUUAAUCGUCCAAAUAAACUAAAUGCCAUAUCAUUUCAGUGCUACAAUGAGGUGACUAAAGCUCUCAAAGAAGGAGCUAAUAAUGAUACUGUUUUCCUUACCAUAUUAACUGGAGUAGGAAAAGCCUAUAGUAGUGGUACAGACUUAUUUGAUAGUCCAAUUAUAGACAUUGAAGAUCGUUUAAUUGCAACACGAGACUUUGUGAGAGCAUUCAUAGAUUAUCCAAAGUUAUUAGUUGCAUUAGUCAAUGGUCCAGCAAUUGGAAUUGCAUGUACUACGUUAGGACUUUGUGAUCUUGUUUAUGCAACUAAAACAGCGACAUUUUCAUGUCCUUUUCACAAAUUGGGUCUUACCAUUGAAGGAUGUUCAAGUAUUACAUUUCCAUUAAUUAUGGGCAAGACUAGGGCAACUGAAUUUUUGUAUUCUGGUAAGACAUUGAAUGCUAUUGAUGCCCAGAAGAUUGGCUUAGUCAAUGAAAUUAUCAAUGACGGAGUUAGUGGAAGAAAUCAAUUAAUUAAAAAAAUCACAACUGAAUUAGCUUUUUAUAAAUUGCCUAUAGUUUACUCAAAAUCAAUGAUGCUAAAUGGUGUGAUCACUAGAGAUGAACUGCACGAAGCUAAUGAUAGAGAGAUUGAAAGACUGAAAGAAAGAUUCAAUUCGGAUGACUUUCAAAAUUCAAUUGCUAACUAUUUUAAACAAAGAAUGUUAAAGAAUAAGUUAUAAAGUUUCCUAAGAGAUAUGUGUUUAAAUUAUUCUUUAUUGUUCACAAUGAUUUAUUUUAUAAACAAUUUCUAUUAUUUACUUUUACAUCACAUUAUAAUCAAUUUAAUUAUUUUUAAAAAUUGGUUGCAAUAUUAUCUAGUUAAUUAAUAGUAUGUAGUAGAUAUAUUUAAUUUUUAAAUAUAAAAUAUUUUUUAUUUUUUCCUUACUUAUAAAUGCUCCAAACACUUACUACAGAGUUGUGAUAUUUCAAUUAAACUUGACAAUGAUAUAAAUAGUGGUAGUAGACUAGUAGAGGGCAUUUUUAAUGGUUAUGAUAGUUUUAGUUACUUGUUAGUAUUUACUAUAAAUCUAUAAUAGAUAAACUAAAAUAAUAGUUUAUCUAUGGUUACUGGUUAGUAGUUUUUAGUAGUUCUAUAUUUAAUUAUUUGUUGUUAGUGGUGGGCGGUGGUUAUGAAUCACGGAUAAUUUCCCCUAUUUUUUUUUUUUUUUUUAUAUAUAAAUAUUAUAAAUUAUAGAUGUAUUUAAGCACUCUAGAAAUCAAAUUCACAAGCAAUUAUUAAAUAUCAAAAAUUGUAGUUUUAAGAAAAAAAAAAUAAUAAAAACCAAGGCUAAAAAUAUGUGUUUAGAAAUAACAAAAAAAACCAGAGAUCAAAUGUGUUUUACUAAAUGUUUCAUUUUCAUGUUGGAAAUUUUAGCCAUUUGUAUUAAUUAUUUAAGUAUCUUUUACAUAGGCUAUCUUUUAGCUACCUAUCAUAAAUAUACAAAAUUAUAUUUACAAUAUUAUAAUUUAUUGUACUUAUGAAAAAUCAAAAAAAAAAAAAAAAAAAAAGUCAUAUUAAAUAACAAAUGAUAUUAUCCAAUUAAAUAGUUAACUUUAGAAAAAAAAUUAUGAGGGAGGAAUUGCCCAUUAGUGGUGGUUAUGCACUCGAUAGCAACUAAUGUUGUUUAGACUGAUUGUUGUUAAAUUAUUAAGUGUUGCUGACAUUUUCAGAUAAUAUUUACAAAACCUUGAAAAUACCAUAUAAAGAUGUUUAAAUUAUAACAUUGCUUUUUAAUCACUUUUUGUUGAAAACAUUGUAUGACAAAUAAUCUGAUUAAUUACAAUAUACUUUAUUAAUUGUUCA